This is a messenger RNA of Ophidiomyces ophidiicola, 318 nucleotides long. RefSeq lists its product as uncharacterized. Lineage: Eukaryota; Fungi; Ascomycota; Eurotiomycetes; Onygenales; Onygenaceae. The record is from RefSeq and is a predicted model, not a curated record. The coding region runs from base 1 to 318 and encodes 105 amino acids. The transcript has a single exon.
AUGCGGCCGACCAGAUUGCUCUCACAGAAUCUUCGACUUACGCUGUUCACGCGGGUAAAUUGCUCGCUCUGCGAUGUCGUCAAACACACCCUGGACCAGGUACAAAAGCGGCGGCCGUUCAUCUACGCGGAAGUUGAUGUGAUGAAGCAGAAGGAAUGGACGAGAGCAUACCAAUACGAAGUCCCGGUGCUACAUAUUCAAAAGCCCGUGUCAGCCGGCGCUGAUCCGGAGGUUUUGACGGAGGCAAAGAAGCUCUUUCAUCGAUUCACACAGGAAGAGCUGGAAAAGGCAAUGGAUGAAGUUGAAAGAGCCAAUUGA